This is a messenger RNA of Penicillium soppii, 1425 nucleotides long. Its product is annotated as aldehyde dehydrogenase. The record is from RefSeq and is a predicted model, not a curated record. Gene Ontology annotation, molecular function: succinate-semialdehyde dehydrogenase (NAD+) activity. Bases 1 to 1425 code for a protein of 474 amino acids. The transcript has 4 exons. NCBI's taxonomy places the organism in Eukaryota, Fungi, Ascomycota, Eurotiomycetes, Eurotiales, Aspergillaceae.
AUGGUGUCUACAACUCCCGUCAUCAUCAAUAAUGAAUCAAUUGAGACCGACAUCAAGUUUGAGGUCUACGCCCCUGCCACCGGCGAGCUGAACGGCUACUGCGCAGGCGUCUCCGUCGAGGAGGCCAAGCGAGCAGUUGACAACGCGCAAGCUGCCUUCCCAGCAUGGAGCAAGACAAAGCCCUACGAGCGCCGCGACCUCCUCCUCAAGGCCGCUGACAUCAUGGCUUCCCGCAAAGAGGAAUUGAUCCAGUACCAGCGCGAGGAGACCGGCGCCGGUCGCCCCUUCACUGAACACACCUUCAAUAUGGGCGUGAACUUCAUCAAGGAUUUCGCAGGCCGAAUCCCCACCAUCGAGGGCGUCGUCCCUAAUAUCAAUCGCGAAGGCGAGGGCGCCAUCGUAUACAAGGAGCCCUACGGAGUGAUUUUGUCAAUUGCGCCAUGGAAUGCGCCGUUUAUCCUCGGUGUUCGCGCUGUCGCCCUGCCCCUCGCGGCCGGCAACACCGUUGUCCUCAAAGGCUCCGAGCUCUCGCCCAAGUGCUUCUGGGCGCUGGGCGACAUCUUCCGCCAGGCCGGUCUCCCGGCGGGAUGUCUGAACGUGCUCUUCCACCAGCCUACAGACGCGCCGGCCGUGACAAACGCGCUGAUCGCACACCCGUCCGUGCGCAAGGUCAACUUCACUGGUAGCACGAUGGUCGGCUCCAUCAUCGCCUCUACUGCGGGUAAGUACAUCAAGCCUGUGCUGCUGGAGCUGGGCGGUAAGGCGUCGGCGGUUGUGUUGGACGACGCGGACCUGGACAAGGCUGCUAUGAACUGCGCUAUCGGAUCGUUCAUGCAUUCCGGACAAAUCUGCAUGUCGACCGAGCGGAUUGUCGUGCAGCGGUCGAUUGCAGACGUGUUCCGCCAGAAGCUGGCGGAGACGGCGGAGAAGCUGUUUGGCAAGGAGGCGCCCGCGCUGGUGCUUGUUAAUGCUGCGGCCGUUGCCAAGAACAAGAAGCUAGUUGGGGAUGCGGUGUCGCAGGGCGCGACGGUGGUCUUUGGCGAUGUGAGCGGUAGCGAGUCCAUUAACACUGGUAUGCGGCCGAUAAUUGUCGACGGCGUUACCAAGGAAAUGGAUAUGUAUGCGACCGAGUCGUUUGGGCCGACCGUGUCUCUAAUCACGGUUGACACGGAAGACGAGGCGAUCGCACUGGCCAAUGACACGGAAUACGGUCUGACCGCAUCUGUGUUCACUAGCAAUCUGUUCCGCGGACUGCGGGUGGCUAAGCAGAUUGAUUCCGGGGCGGUGCACAUCAACGCAAUGACGGUGCACGAUGAGCCGGUUCUGCCCCACGGUGGGUGGAAGAGCAGUGGCUUUGGUCGCUUCGGAGGAACUUCGGGAUACGACGAAUUCCUUCAGACCAAGACUGUUACUUGGCAGGAGUAA